CAUGUUUCAAAAUGGUCAACUGAUCCGUUCGUUUUGCACCCUCAUUCGUUGGAAACGGACAACUCAAAUCCACAAUCAAUCAUUGCUGCAGUACUGGCAUAUCCAUCUAUUCUUGUGAGGCUGAGCAAGGCAAGAGAAAGCAAGAUGAGAAAAUUCGAGACAUACCGCGUAGCAGCGCCCCAGGAAGACGAGAACUUGCAGGAGUCCACUUGGGGCUGCUCGUUCUGGUCUCUGUUUGACCGAAACGAAAAGGAAAUCGUCCCAGUUCCCUCCGAAGACGCGUACAGCUUUCCCGAGUGCGACUACGAUCAGAACCCCACCAACUUGUACAAACAGAUUGAAGCCAAGAACUGGAAGGGAGUCAACCAUUAUCUAUUGACAGGGUACUGGAGUGGUAGUUUCUUUGCGGACGGCACGCCUCCCCGAGAGCAGGCUUGUACGUGGGUCACCAAAUAUGAUCUACAAGUGACCACUAAGAAACGAAAGGUGGUAUGGACACAUUUGCCCAUUCAUGCCGCCAUUACGCAUGGAGCACCCGAAGGCACCAUCUCCAUUAUGGUCAAGAUCGCCCCACCGACGUUGCGAUGUGCCGAUGAGAAUCGAAUGCUACCGUUGCACUUGGCGUUCCGACGUGGAUGUCCCGACGCGAUGAUUGCCACCAUUAUGAGUGUCUUCCCCGAAGGAUGUGCCGUCCGUGAUCAACUGGGACGCACUCCCGCUGAAUGUGCUGCCGAGGGACCCAACAAGAAUCGUGGUACCAUUAUUCAGACGGUGCUCCACUACAACCAACGUGCAUGGGAAAAGAAAGCGGCCAAGAUACAGGAAGAUCAAUUGAGGAACGUUCGAAGUUCCCUUCUCAACCGUAACGAACGCAUCGAUCACCUCAAGACUGCCUUGAAAUUGAUUCGGUCUCGUGAAGACCAGACGCGCGAUUCCUUUGCCUUGAUUGUGGCAGAGCUCCGAAAGAUCAAAAUGUGGUACGAUGAAAACGAGAGGAACCUGUGUUCAGAAGAGGAAGAAUUGAGGAGAAAGGUGGUGCAAGCAUUGUCUGCCAAGCUGACCUAUCUCGGAGCUACCGCAGAAGAAAUGCGCACGCAAAUGAAGAAGAAUCAACGAUCAUCGGAAAAAUCACUCGCGGACCUGAAUGCAAUCUGUGGUGCAGGUUCCGAUCUUUCCGACAUGGCGUUUCGCAACUUUGACGAACUCAUGAAGGUUGAUAGCAUCAGGAAGGUGGAGCUGAUGGCCAGCGACGAAUCGAGCGAAGCUACCGAGGAUCAGGAACGCUCCCUUGGGGCAAGUGUGGCCAAGUCACCGUCACUGCUUACCGAUGCCGACAAGUCUAAGGCAUUGUCCAAGACGUUAUCCAAACAGAGCCUGCACAAAGCGCAAGAGUCCGAACUCAAGAAGCUGCUUCGUGAGAAGGAGCAAGAAGAUCUCAAGUUUGUCGAUGCCGCCAUUGAAACAGCAAGAAAGGUCGCCCAUGAGACCGAGGAUGAGAAGAAAGAAGAAGUCCCACACGUUGUAUCGGCCCCAACGACGACGGAGGGAGGUGCUGCUCCUACUGAUGUUGGCAUUGACAGAGUCAUCUCGGAGAUGACCUCCUAUGACAUGUCGGAAGCCGGAUCCUACCUCAGUUCCAAAGUAAGGUCGUUCCGAAAGAGUCUCAAGACCAUUUCCAAGGGCAAUGAUUCCGCCAAGAAGUCCAAGAAGGCUGCUGAUGCCAGCAAACUUCCACCCAAGCCCCCAUCACUAAGGCUGAUUGGAACACCGGCAAGCAAAACGAUAGAAAAGAUCGAGAAAGGAAGAAGGGCUUUGGAGAAGGAACUCGAGAAGCAACAGAAAGAAAAGUCAUCUGGGGUCAAGGUCUCCCCGGCAGCACUCCUCUAACUAGAGACAGGGUGCGAUCUUUGCCAGCUGUCCUGACUUUUAGAAGAGGAGAGGAGGGGAAUGGCAGCCAGGAGCAACGUACUAGUAGCCGACCGAGCCAGCUAGCGACGGAAAAGGAGCAAAAUACAUGGGUGCAUAAACACUAGUAAGAUAAAUAGUAAAUGCAACUUCUAGUU
Seminavis robusta is the source of this 2063-nucleotide messenger RNA. Lineage: Eukaryota; Bacillariophyta; Bacillariophyceae; Naviculales; Naviculaceae. The record is from the annotation of a GenBank genome assembly.